AAGAAAUUUUGAAUUUCAUUUCUAGUAUAUGUAUUUAGAGGCAGGCAAAUUAGGGGGGGGGGAGCCAUUUUCCACUAUUAUUCUCCUCAGAUGGUAUCGAUUCAAGUUCCGUUUGAAACGUUUCUCCAGCACAAACAGCAUAAUAACAGGGAAGUUCAUUGGCUGCAGUCUGCGAUGUUUUUUUUCACCCUCCUCUCAUAGCGCUACACAUUAUGUCACUCCCUAAAAGACAAACAAGGAUAAGGAAUACCCAACGAGGGCAUGUGGGUUACCCCGGCGGUGAAGGCACCGGCCUGAGACCUACUCGGAUGAUAGUGUCUCUGUACGAGACCCUGUCAGAAGUUCAUGGACGAAAGAGUGCCUUUAUUUUUUUUUUUUAACAUUCUGAUCCCAGCACCAGUCGGAGGUUCAGUCCCCCGUCAAGCAGCCUGCAGCCGGUCCCCGGGAAGAUGAGCGAUGUGAGCGCGGCGACGGGCCAACAGGACUCGGCGGUCCCUCGACUACGGCCGCACGAGAACCGCACCAUGGUGGAAAUCAUCGCCGACCACCCCGCCGAGCUCGUCCGCACUGACAGCCCCAAUUUCCUCUGCUCUGUACUACCGUCUCACUGGAGGUGCAAUAAGACGCUACCCGUAGCAUUUAAGGUGGUGGCCCUUGGGGAGGUCCCCGACGGGACAGUUGUAACAGUGAUGGCAGGAAACGACGAGAACUACUCGGCUGAGCUUCGUAACGCUUCUGGGGUCAUGAAGAAUCAGGUGGCUCGAUUUAAUGACCUGAGGUUUGUGGGCAGGAGUGGAAGAGGCAAGAGUUUCACUCUGACAAUCACCGUAUUCACGAACCCCCCCCAAGUGGCUACUUACCACCGAGCCAUAAAGGUCACCGUGGAUGGGCCGCGCGAGCCCCGAAGACACAGACAGAAGCUGGAGGACCCUCCAAAGCCCGGCUUGUUCGCGGACCGUCUGAGUGAGCUGGAGCGCAUCCGUCAGACCACCAUGAGGGUUACCGUGCCAACGCAAAGUCCCCGCCCGUCAUUGAACGCAGGGCCAAACUCCUUCAAUCAACAGGGACAAACCCAGAUCACUGAUCCGCGCCAGUCUCAGUCGUCCCCUCCCUGGUCCUAUGAGCAGCCCUACACGCCAUACCUGAGCCAAAUGACGUCUCCGUCCAUUCACUCCACCACACCUCUGUCCUGCUCCCGUGCCACGGGGCUGCCCGCCAUCAGCGAUGUGCCCAGACGGCUCUCAGGAGCCUCAGAUCUGAGCCCAUUCUCUGACCCGCGGCAGUUUGCUGGCCUCUCCUCCCUGACAGAGAGCCGCUUCUCCAGCCCCAGGAUGCAUUACCCUGCCACCUUCACCUACACGCCCACCCCAGUCACCUCGGGCAUGUCCUUGGGUAGUGCCCAUUACCACACCUACCUGCCGCCUCCUUAUCCUGGAUCUACCCAAAACCAAAGUGGACCGUUCCAGACCAGCAGUACCCCCUAUCUCUACUAUGGCGCCUCUUCUGGGUCGUACCAAUUCUCCAUGGUCCCAGGGGGAGAUCGUUCACCUUCCCGGAUGCUCCCACCUUGCACUAGCGCCUCCUCUGGCAGUUCCCUGAUCAACCCCAACCUCAGCAGCCAGACGGAUGGGGUGGAUGCCGACGGCAGUCACAGCAGCUCCCCUACAGUACUCAACUCCAGUGGACGAAUGGAUGAGUCCGUCUGGAGGCCAUAUUGAUGUUCCAGGACCACAGAGCUUGCAAGAACCACAGUCAGUACUGUACCAAUAUAACAUGGUUUUCUAAGCACAAACUUUUAUUAAGGAAUCAUCUUUUUUUAAAGGACCAUUGUGAAUAUUUUUAUAUUUCAACAUUAACUUUUUAAUUGGGAUGCUGAUGGAAAGCUCUGAGGAAUUUCCCUUAAAUAUUUAUUUAUGUGACUGUUCCAGAUGCAGGAACAGUGUCAGAUGUAGGGGGCACCCUUGAGCAGGAAAGGCUUUUCCAUAAACAAGGAUAUCAUGGUGACAUUUUCACGUUCCUCCACGGAAGUAGUGUCAAAUUGAAUGACAUUUAUUAAUUAGCACAUUUAUAGAAAUGACAAGAUUCCCAUUUUCUACUCACAUUUAGCAUGUGCUUGAGGCUGUUUGCUGGGAAAUACGCACACAUGUGUGUUGCGUGAAAAUGUCACAUCUGAUUGUAUGGGGAAUUCAGUUUAAGUAUUUCAGAAUUUCCUAUUACAAUUUAAAUGUUUUUACUGGUUUUUUUUUUUUUAAAUAGUUAACUUGUUCAGUCAUGCUGGUACUCAAUUGAAGUGUGUGUGUGUGUGUGUGUGUGCACGUGAAUGUGAGAGAGAGUUAGGGAAAGUCUUAUUCAGUGGUAUCAGAAAAAAAAUUUGGCAAACAUUGUUUUAACUUAAACAGUAAAUUGUAGCAGCAAAGGGAUUCCGGUAUUGAUUUAAAAUGAGAAAUAAUAUCAUACAAAGUUAUAAAAUGGUUUAAUGUAUUCAAUAGUUUAAAGUUAAUUUUAAAGCCUAUGUAAUUAAGUUAACCGUGAUUUUUUUAUAAGUAAUUUAUAUAAUUAGUGCGAUUUUCUAUUUUGGAAACCCAAAGAUUUUUUAAAAUUGUUUCUUAUGUUGCUUGUGUUAAGUUAAAAACUGUGGAAUGUCAAACAUUCGCAUGUGGGACACCGUGACAGCGGUUUCCAGAAAAAGCAAGCUGGGAUUGACGUCUGUCACCUCAUAUUGCAUCCAGUCCUGUCGCGUCAACAAUGAGACUAAGAAACCUAUGCAAUCUACCUUAUUACGCAGUAAAGUAAUAACUACAAGCGGGUAUUUACUUUAUAAUUACACAAAAAUCUGUCCUUUACAGUGAACUCAAAGCUGUAAGCUGAGCGUACAAGUGCAGUGUUUCCAUUCGUUUGGUGGUAGGUCGAAUAGGACAAAAUAUCAUAGCGUUUAUCACAUGGUGCUUUAAAAAAAAAUGUCAGAAGACUGUUUAUGAAUAAAUUAAACCUACAAAGCCUUUGUGUAUAACAUUAUAUGAAGUAAAGCACUUACAUGAGAAACAUUUACCAGGAUAAAAAUGACCAGGUGAAACAAACAUUUGACUACCUUGCCCAGUUUUCAUCUCACGGUUCCCAGAGUUAUGUAUAUAAACAAUCUUGCUGUGAAAUGCAGACAUAAGCAAUAAAGGGACAAUGGCAAUUUAAAUGUGUUGGUCACUGGGGCAUAUAAACUGCCAUAAAUGCUGGAGAGUAAUAUUCUACAAUAUUCUGAAAAUUGUUGCUCCUGUUUGACACACAGCCAUGCAUUUCAGAUUCUGACAAGCCAAAGAGUGUCCUGGUAUUGUUUUAUUUCUCUUAUUGAUUUAUUAGCAAGUACAUUUUAAUAAGAAAUGGCAGUGACCAGAAUUGUCUGUUGAGAGCAGAUCCUUCUCCUGUUGUAAACUGGCAGGGGGGCGGGGUGUUUGAUUAUUUUCAUUUUUUAUGGAUAUGGAUAACAGGUACAGUGUAUUUUUUUUCCAGAUUAAUAAUAAAUGUGACUGAUUAACAGUUGCAACCUUUGUAAAAAAACAAACUUUUUUUGACUAUUUAUAUGAAGCAUUUAUAUUUCAAAAAUGUUGUAUGUAUUUAUUUUCUCUGAUUGUUAGAGAAGUCCAGCGUAAGAAAUAAUAUAUUUUUCAUCAGUGUCGAUUAUGUCACUCAAUCCCUUGCGUUAGUGAUGAUUAGCGAUUAUGAUUAACUUAAGAGGAAGGAAAAGGCACUAUAUUAGCAAAGUUGGUGGCAAGGCUGCUGUGUUUGCUUUAUUCAUACAAUGAAAUAGUACAAUAUUAAAGAAAGUUCUUUAUUACACAUUAGGGCUGCGGGCAGCAACCUGGGAAACCUUUGUUGUAAUUUUUUGUAAUGCUUGUACAGUGAAGUUCUCUUCUACUUUUGCUUCAGGUCAAUUCCACAGUCAGAAAUUGAAUAUACAGGAAGUGGCAACCAUCUAAUCUGUAUAAAAGUAGGAGAUGUAGAAGCACAUGGACAUCGGUGGCCACUCAAAGGCAGCCCGCUAGUCCGGAUUCCAGCCUCGGUGACAUUUGAUCAGUGUUUCCCAAUCCGGCCCUCGGGGAUCCACAGUCGGUCCACGUUUUUGUUCUCUUAGAGCUCCCUGCCAGACAGUCCGGGUUUUUUAGCUACCGGGAGCUGGGAGGGAGCAAAAACCUGGACUGUCCGUGGGUCCCCGAGGACCGGAUUGGGAAACACUGCAUUGCUGACAUGCCGGCUGUUUGCACCCCCUAUAGUGCCUUGCCUAAAACGCCUGAUGAAUGUCGCACUGCCUCCUCCUUACCGUGUUGGUCAGGAAGCACAGUUUCAGCCUCACUAACUGCCCAUUCUUGAUCUCUCUAAACAUCCACAUAUCAAAUAAGGUACAUUUCCAGCAGACGGAGUCGGAGAUAAUUUACUGUUGAAUAUGGGGUUCAGUUCUGGUGAAAACCGAACCGUUUUACCCACUUAGUUCAAAGUAAAUAAACUGCACAGUUUAGCGAUGAAAGGAGGGCAGACGGAGUAAACAACAGCUCCAGGAAAACAAACCCGAAUCCCCGAUUGCAGGUUUACCAAGGUACUGUACAGAGCUGCCCCGGUUCUCCUUCCUCUUGGAUGGAUCCCGGAAAAAAAGCCCAAAAUCCUUCAAACAAAUAACUUGUCUUGGAGCAGAGAAACUUCAUUCAAUCAAAUCACCACAAGAGUUUUCCUAAGCUUUUACUAACAAAUUACCCCCCCUCCCUCCUUCUUGGUUACGGAAAUGUUUGUCAGCAUUUAAGUAACAUAAAGUUAAAUUAUGUUUAAAAUAAGCUUGAAUUAUUAUUAAAUUAGUUUUGAAGACAAAGGCCAUGGCAUGGCAAUUUGACUGAAUUAUUGCAGAAAUUAUGUGCCACAUGUGAUGACUGUAAUAUGGGCAAUCAUAUAAAGUUCAGAGCUGUAAUAAUGGAAUAUCAGUGUAGUCUUUACAGUCACAGAUGGUUAAUGCAAGGCCUGCUCCUUACGAUAAAAAGUAACAUUUCAUUUCUUGUUACUUUCCAUGCUUUGGAGAAAACAUUCACACAGAUUCUUACACUGCGUCUUUCCUCAGUUUCAGGUGUACCUUCUCCAAAAGUGGUACAGUCACUGUUAGACUUUUACAAUCUGUCGACAAGCCCAGUUAUCAGUGUUGUGCAGGCGAAAUAAAUUAAUUCAAUUAAAAUCAAGACAAUUUAUGCUUGUCUAAAGGUACCAAAGAUUCCCAAUUUUUUGCCGGGACUGUGUGUUUGUAAGUGUUUUAUGCUUUGCUGAGUUCAAGAUAAAAUUUACAAGGAUACAAAUAAGACCUGAUAGGUAAACAUAUUAACUACGGUUUGGGAUAACCUAUCAAAUUCAUUUAAGAAAUAUUUCUGAACACCUGAUUUUUAAAAUUCUUUAUACUAUGACAUGCUUUUGUACCUUGAUUGGAUCAGAUUUUGGGAAAAUAAAACAAACUGAAACUCCCAAAAGGUAUGCAUUGGUAAUCUACCGCCAUUAUCCAGCAUAAAAGAUCAUCUUAUAGUUUACUGCAACUAUAACAGCAGCCAAACAUUGUUUACAAAAUGUUUACAAACCACAAGCCUUUUUGAUUUAUAUAUAGGUAGAUGUUUGUAUGUUUGACAAUACGUAUGCUUCAUGCUUUUGAAUUAAUUGUUAUUUUGGGCUCUUCCAUAUUGUACAGAAGUUUUUGUAUGUGUUUGGGUCCGGUUCUGUUUUAUCCUAAAGCAUAAUUGAUGCCAAAUAACACCUUCAAAAAGGGCCAGUUUUAUACAGGAAAUGAGGGAUAAUUUCAUGAUUGCAUUUUGUUUCAAAAUAAAUUUCAAAAUAAAAGUUGCUUUUGGCAUGUUA
This is a messenger RNA of Paramormyrops kingsleyae, 5868 nucleotides long. Its product is annotated as runt-related transcription factor 2-like. Gene Ontology annotation, cellular component: nucleus. Gene Ontology annotation, molecular function: ATP binding; RNA polymerase II cis-regulatory region sequence-specific DNA binding; DNA-binding transcription factor activity, RNA polymerase II-specific. Gene Ontology annotation, biological process: ossification; neuron differentiation; chondrocyte differentiation. The record is from RefSeq and is a predicted model, not a curated record. Lineage: Eukaryota; Metazoa; Chordata; Actinopteri; Osteoglossiformes; Mormyridae.